AUGGCCCCAGCAGCAGUUCUCCCCGCUCAAUCUCUUGAGAAAGAAGACCACGCUCGUGAUGCUGCCUUCUUCAAGGCGCUUCAUGGCAACACCACCGAAGCCCGUGGAGGUCUCGCUGCCAUGCGUGGCAAAGACAAGGCCGCCCAAAAAGCUGCAAUUGACGAAUACUUCAAGCACUGGGACAACAAGGCCGCCGAUGUUGAGACCGAGGAGGUCAGAAAGGCUCGGAGAGACGAAUAUGCCACCCUGACCAGACAUUACUACAACCUUGCCACCGAUUUCUACGAGUACGGUUGGGGGACUUCAUUCCAUUUCUGCCGAUUCGCCUAUGGCGAAGGAUUUUACAAGGCCAUUGCCCGCCACGAGCAUUACCUGGCACUAAAGAUGGGUAUUCAGGAGAAUGCCCGUGUAUUGGAUGUUGGCUGUGGUGUUGGUGGUCCUGGCCGCGAAAUGAUCAAGUUCACCGGUGCCAACGUUGUGGGCUUGAACAACAAUGAUUACCAGAUCGCCCGUUCAAUGCGAUAUGCACAGAAAGAGGGUAUUGCACACAAAUGGGAUGCUGUCAAGGGCGAUUUCAUGCAAAUGUCAUUCCCCGAAAACAGCUUUGACGCAGUCUAUGCUAUUGAAGCAACAGUCCACGCUCCCAAACUUCAGGGCGUGUAUGAGCAGAUAUUCAAAGUUCUCAAGCCCGGUGGUGUGUUUGGUGUUUAUGAGUGGCUGAUGACCGAUAACUAUGACAACGACAACCCCGAACACCGAAGAAUCAGACUCGGCAUCGAACAAGGUGAUGGUAUCUCCAACAUGGUCAAGGUCUCCGAAGGUCUGGCUGCCAUCAAGGCUGCUGGAUUCGAACUUGAGCACCACGAGGAUCUUGCAGAACGACCAGAUGCCAUCCCAUGGUACUAUCCUCUAGCGGGUGAACUCAAACAUGUUUCAUCUCUUGGUGAUCUCUUCACAGUUGGACGAAUGACCUGGUGGGGCCGUGGACUCGUACACAGACUUCUCGGCGUUGGUGAGACAUUGAGAGUGAUGCCAGCUGGUACACAAAAGACAGGUGACAGCCUCGCAUUAGCGGCUGAUUGCCUGGUGGCUGGAGGCAAGCAAAAGCUGUUUACACCUAUGUAUUUGAUGGUGGGACGCAAGCCUUUGGACGCUUGA
Exophiala bonariae is the source of this 1158-nucleotide messenger RNA. RefSeq names its product Delta(24)-sterol C-methyltransferase (gene ERG6). Lineage: Eukaryota; Fungi; Ascomycota; Eurotiomycetes; Chaetothyriales; Herpotrichiellaceae. The transcript has 2 exons. Gene Ontology annotation, molecular function: sterol 24-C-methyltransferase activity. The record is from RefSeq and is a predicted model, not a curated record. Gene Ontology annotation, biological process: ergosterol biosynthetic process. Gene Ontology annotation, cellular component: endoplasmic reticulum. Bases 1 to 1158 code for a protein of 385 amino acids.